This is a messenger RNA of Chelonia mydas (Green sea turtle), 7182 nucleotides long. RefSeq names its product nuclear receptor coactivator 6 (gene NCOA6). NCBI's taxonomy places the organism in Eukaryota, Metazoa, Chordata, Testudines, Cheloniidae. The record is from RefSeq and is a predicted model, not a curated record. Gene Ontology annotation, biological process: positive regulation of transcription by RNA polymerase II. Bases 522 to 6608 code for a protein of 2028 amino acids. Gene Ontology annotation, cellular component: transcription regulator complex; nucleus; histone methyltransferase complex. The transcript is spliced from 16 exons.
GCGGCCGCGACCCGCGCGCUGUCCCGUCUCCCGGCGCGCUCCCGCUCGGUCACGUGGCCUGGAGGAGGCGGAGCUGCGGCCGGGCUGCCGUGGGUGUCCUGGGCGCUUGGCAGCUAGCGGGCCGACCCCCUCCCCCGGUGCGACGGGCCCAAGGCCGGGCCCUCCGUCCGCUGCCAGCCGCGGACACGGCGGAGGCUCCCCCAGGGUUUUCGCUUGAGCACUGCUGGAGGAUACUAUUGUUUAAAAAUGCUUAGUAGUCUGGGGUUAACAAAGAGCUGCAUAAAUGGCAUAAAUUAAGGAAGUCUCUGGGGGGAUCAUCUUGGUCAACUUGAGUACUUCUGAUAGUCAAGUUCUGAAGAAUUCUGUGAACCAACUCCCUUGAGUUUUCUCUGGCAGACCAACAGUCCUGAUAUUACGAUGGCUACGAUUUUCAAGAUCAGCUUGUUUGUCUUGCAACCCCUGAUACUGGGUCGCCUGCAUCUCCUUAACGUCUGACUGGCUUGCAUUGCUGGAAAAUAGCCAUGGUUUUGGAUGAUCUACCUAACUUAAAAGAAACCUACACUUCCUUGCUCUCCUCAACUAUGGAAGACUUAGAGGUGGAUUUUGACUCCAGACUGGAAGAAGAUGACCUGAAACAGGAUGGUACUUGUGAAGGUUCCACCAUCUUUGUCGCUUUUAAAGGAAAUAUAGAUGACAGAGACUUUAAACAGAAACUGGAUAUCAUAUUGAAGAAUGUACCUGGUCUUUUACACAUGGAAUCCAACAAGUUAAAAUUGCAGAAGGUAGAACCCUGGAACAGUGUACGUGUUACAUUUAAUAUACCCCGUGAAGCUGCAGAGCGGCUGCGAAUUCUGGCUCAGAGCAACAACCAGCAGCUCCGUGACUUGGGAAUUCUCUCUGUUCAGAUUGAAGGUGAAGGUGCCAUCAACUUGGCUUUAGGUCAAAAUAGAAGUCAAGAUGUCAGGAUUAAUGGGCCCAUGGGAGCAGGCAAUUCAAUACGAAUGGAGACAGGAUUUCCCAUUCAAAGUGGCCAAGGGUUAAUAAGAAUGAACAACCCUGCAACUGUUAUGAUGUCCCAGAGUGGAAAUGUUUCCUCUUCUAUGAUGGCAAGUGGAGCUAAUGCAGAGCUGCAGCCCAGGACACCUCGACCUGCUUCACAGUCAGAUUCAAUGGAUCCACUCUUGUCUGGACUAACUAUCCAGCAGCAAAAUCAUCCAUCUGGCUCUUUAGCACCUCAGAUCCAUUCAAUGCAAUCAGUUCCUGUAAACAGACAAAUGAACCCAGCUAAUUUUCAGCAACUGCAGCAACAGCCACAGCUGCAGCCACGUCCCCCCCAGCAACAUCAGCAGCCACAACAGGGUAUUCGACCUUCAUUUACUACCCCAGCUCAGGUUCCAGUUCCUCCUGGUUGGAACCAGCUGCCUUCAGGAGCACUUCAACCUCCUCCAAGCCAAGGAACAAUGGGUACUUUGACAGUAAACCAGGGAUGGAAAAAGGCCCCAUUGCCUGGACAAAUGCAGCAACAACUCCAAGCAAGGCCAUCUUUAGCAACAGUCCAGACUCCCUCCCACCCUCCACCUCCAUACCCUUUUGGAAGCCAGCAAGCCUCUCAGGCUCAUCCAAACUUUUCUCAAAUGAACAACCCUGGUCAAUUUACUGCUCCGCAGAUGAAAAAUCUUCAGGGGGGGCCCUCACGGGUUCCUACACCACUACAGCAACCCCACCUGACCAGCAAAUCUCCUGCUUCUUCUCCCUCCUCCUUCCAGCAGGGAUCUCCUGCAUCUUCUCCAACAGUUAACCAAACACAGCAGCAGAUGGGACCAAGGCCUCCUCAGAAUAAUGCACUUCCCCAGGGAUUUCAACAGCCUGUCAGUUCUCCUGGUCGUAAUCCUAUGGUGCAACAGGGGAAUGUACCCCCCAACUUCAUGGUGAUGCAGCAGCAAAACCAAGGUCCCCAAGGUUUACAUCCUGGCUUAGGAGGAAUGCCCAAGCGCCUCCCACCUGGCUUCCCUGGAGGGCAAACUAAUCAAAACUUCAUGCAAAGUCAGGUGCCUUCAACAGUACCCGGUACACCUGUGAGCAGUGGAGCCCCUCAGCUACAAACAAGUCAAAAUGUGCAACAUCCAGGCGGUCAAGGAUCUGGCCCUCCUCAAAAUCAGAUGCAGGUACCACAUGGCCCACCAAAUCUGAUGCAGACCGGUUUAAUGGGACUUCAUGGAAAUAUAAACAACCAGCAGGCUGGUGCUAGUGGAGUUCCACAAGUUAAUCUGGGCAACAUGCAGGGACAGCCUCAGCAAGGACCACAGUCUCAGCUUAUGGGAAUGCAUCAGCAAAUUGUACCCUCCCAAGCACAAAUGGUGAACAUUCAGGCUCAAGGAUCUCUAAAUCCACAAAACCAGAUGAUACUUUCUCGAGCCCAGCUUAUGCCACAAGGCCAAAUGAUGGUAACACCCCAAAACCAAAAUCUUGGUCCGUCACCACAAAGGAUGACUCCACCCAAGCAAAUGAUUCCCCAGCAGGGCCAACAGAUGAUGACGACACAUAAUCAAAUGAUGGGACCUCAAGGCCAGGUCUUGCUACAGCAAAACUCAAUGAUGGAACAGAUGAUGACCAAUCAGAUGCAAGGCAAUAAACAACCAUUUAAUACUCAAAACCAAUCUAAUGUUAUGACGGGGCCAGCUCAAAUAAUGCGAGGACCAACCCCAAAUAUGCAAGGAAACAUGGUGCAGUUCACCAUGGCACAGCAAGGCCCUGUAAAUGGCAAUCCUUCUCAGGUUAUGGGAAUUCAAGGACAGGUUUUAAGACCCACAGUACCUGGCCCCCACAUGUCUCAGCAACAUGGGGAUUCUGUUACUACAACAAACAGUGAUGUAAACUUGACACAGAUGUUACCUGAAGUUCCCAUACAGCAGCCAAAUAUGGUGCCUUCCCACUUGCAGGCAAUGCAAGGAAACAAUAAUAAUUCGGGGAGUCAUUUUACUGGACAUGGGCUACCUUUUAAUGCCUCUUUUAGUGGACCACCAAAUGGGAAUCAGAUUUCCUGUGGACAAAAUCCUGGUUUUCCAGUCAAUAAAGAUGUCACUCUAACAAGUCCGCUGUUGGUAAACUUGCUACAAAGUGAUAUAUCUGCUGGACAUUUUGGUGUGAACAACAAACAGAACAAUCAGAAUGCCAAUAAACCCAAAAAGAAAAAGCCUCCAAGGAAGAAGAAAAAUAAUCAGCAAGUAGAACAAACUAAUUCUUCAGAAACACGUCCAGCUGGCCUGGAGGAGACUGAUCAGCCACCGUUGCCUGGAGAUCAAGGAAUGAAUUUAGAGAACACUGGCCCCAAACUUUCAGAUUUCACAAACAGACCACCAGGUUAUCCGUCUCAGCCAGCUGAACAAAGGCCUCUUCAGCAAAUGCCACCUCAACUUAUGCAACAUGCACAGCAGCAGCAACAGCAGCAGGCGCCGCCACCCCAGGCACAGCCACCAACUCAGCAACAACAGCAACAAAUGAUGAUGAUGCUUAUGAUGCAACAGGAUCCUAAAUCAGUCAGGCUUCCUGUGCCACAUGGUGUUCAUCCACCUAGGGGCCCUUUAAAUCCAGAGACUCAAAGAAUGCCAAUGCAGCAGAGUGGUAACAUGUCAGUAAUGGUUAGUUUACAAGGUCCUGGAUCAGUACCUCCAUCUCCUGAUAAGCAGAGAAUUUCUUUGCCAGGCAAUCCUCCUCUGGGGAAUAGUGCAAGAAAGAUGGUUUACCAAGAUAAUGUACAGAAUCCUUCCAGUUCACCACUGGGAGAAGUUUCAUCAGUGCCCUCUCUCGCAGAAGGAAAUGGAGCUGAUGGGCCGCCAGCAUCAGGGGCUCAAAAUAAUAUGACCUCUCAUUUAGUAGUUUCACAAACUCAGUUAAUGAUGACGGGGCCAAAACCUGGACCUUCUCCACUUUCAGCUUCCCAAGGUGCAAGUCCUCAACAACAAUCUAAUUCUUUACCUGGCUCUCAUACACACCAUUUCCCAAAUGUUGCCACCCCAUCUCAAACUUCAAGGCCUAAAACCCCAAACAGAGCAAGCCCAAGACCAUACUAUCCUCAGACUCCUAAUAAUCGUCCACCUAGCACAGAACCUUCAGAAAUAAGCUUAUCUCCAGAGAGACUUAAUGCUUCUAUUGCGGGUCUCUUUCCUCCCCAAAUUAAUAUUCCUUUGCCUCCAAGGCCUAAUCUUAACAGAGGAUUUGAUCAGCAGGGUCUUAAUCCAACUACCUUGAAGGCCAUUGGACAAGCCCCAUCAAAUCUCACAAUUAACAAUCAGUCUGGUUUUGCUGCUCCACAGUCACACAAGUUGGAUACUGUUGUUGUCAAUUCAGGAAAGCAAGCCAACACUGGAGGAACAAAGCGAGCAAGUCCAAGCAAUAGCAGAAGGUCCAGUCCUGGAUCUAGUAGGAAAACCACGCCAAGUCCUGGCAGACAAAAUUCAAAAGCAGCUAAAUUAGCAUUGCCGACUCCACAGAACCCAUCACUUUUGCAAAACAUGGAAUUACAAAGAAACAUGGUAGUUGGUCCAACUUCUUUGCCAACGCCUGUGACAACAAGUUUUCCAAAUAACAACAUGCUGAAUACUCAGAAUCCUGCAAUUUCUGUAUCUGUUAUGACUGGCAUUCCUGAGGACAGCAAAGAGACCCUUAAUGUUUCUCAAGAUAAUGAAUGUCAGAGUACACAGGCUGUCCAGGGUAACAAAGACCAGCCUAAUAUUGAACUAAAAGGCAUUCCCAGCCAAGAAAUCAAAAUGUUGGUCCCUGAAGAACAAUCAAAAAAAGAUGGGCCAUCUUUAGAUACCAACAGGCUUCCCGGCUUAGAGGAAAAUAAGACUAUGAGAGAGGCACCAACUUCCUUAAGUCAACUUCUUGAUAAUUCUGGAGCUCCCAAUGUAACCAUUAAACCCCCUGGGCUCACCAGUCUUGAAUUACCAUCAAUGGUGACCUCUGGCGAAGAGCUAAAGAAGAUAGCUGUUGUUCCUCCACUACAGGAUUCCUCUUCAAGCAAAGAACUUUCUAGUUCCUUAAGCUUGCCUCAGAAUAAUGAAGCUUGUUCAACUCAAGUGCACCAAGAACUAGGAGAGAUGAAUUUAAAUGUUACACAGAAUGUCCCUCCAGUAAUACAAAGACCUGUUAGCUCCUCCUCUAUUUCGACUUCUUUACCACCCAAUCAGAUAACAGUUUUUGUAACUUCAAACCCCAUUACAUCUUCUGCUAACACAUCAACACCAUUGCCAUCUCAUUUACAGCCUACAUUAGUCUCUACUGUCGUCACAAUGCCCAAUGUAGGUAACAAAGUUAUGGUUUCUGAGGGACAAUCAGCAGUUCAGUCUAAUUCCCGGCCUCAGUUCAUUACACCAGUUUUUAUAAACUCAUCUUCAAUCAUUCAGGUUAUGAAAGGAUCUCAGCCAAGUACAAUUCCAACUGCACCAUUGACCUCUAACUCUAAUUUAAUGCCUCAGUCAGUUGCAGUUGUUGGUCCUCUGCACAUACCACAGAACAUAAAGUUUUCAUCAGGGCCUGCUCCUCCUAAUAGUCCUGUCCCUAGUAUACCAACAAGCAGGUCACUGGUUCUUAAUCCACUGGCAGCUCCUAUUCAGCUUCCUUCUCCCCCGUCUAUGGCAUCUUCAAAUGUUCUUCCGCAUCCUCAUGUUCAACAAGUCAAAGAUUUUAACCCAGAUGAGUCCAGUUCUCAAGCUAGUGUAUCAGCUGAUCAGUGCUCUGUAACGGUGACACAGUCUGGAGCUGUGGUUUCAUCUCUUCUAACAAGUAGUCCGGGAUCUUCUGGAAACAGGCGAAGUCCAGUUUCAUCCGGUAAGGGAAAGGGAAAAGUGGACAAGAUUGGUCAAUUUUUGCUGACCAAAGCAUGUAAAAAAGUUACAGGCUCCCUUGAAAAAGGGGAGGAACAACAUUCUUUGGAUGGAGAAGUUGAAGGCCAGGGGCUAGAAAUAUCAGUCCCUAAUAGUCUGGGAACAGAGCAAAUACCUGUAGAACUAGACAAUAGAACUGUAACACCUCCAGCACUCAGUCUUCUAAGACAGAGCACUUCUGGGCCUGGGAAUUUGAGUGUUAGCACGGCUGCUACUGUAUCUGCUUCUAUAUCUCCAAGCUUAUCAAGCAACACUCCUCCCACAAAUGUACUGUCGGUAGUAACCACUCCUGUAAUCUCAGAGCUUGCACCCACCGCUCCAAGCACUAAUAGUAACCGUGGUGGUUUACCAGAUGAGCAAAUUGGGAUUGGCUUAGUGGAGGAAAAAGGAGGAGCACAUCAGGAAUUGCCACAGAAUAUAGCAUCUUCACAACAUUUAACCCAGAAGGAAACUCCAGUUGCAACACCAGAAAGUGCUGUUCAAAGAACAGAACUUGAAGCAAAUGCUGCAGUAGUUGCUGGCCAAAGUAAUGAGGCAAAAGAGAGUUGUGAAAAGUCUAAAACUCCGAGUAGAAGAAAUUCAAGAACAGAGGAAUCUGCUGCCUCACAGGAAACAGUGGAGAAUGGACAGCGCAAGAGGUCCUCCAGGCCAUCAUCUGCCUCUAGCACCGCAAAAGAAACGAAUGCCAGUGCAAUGCAGUCAAAAAGAAGAAAAUCCAAGUAAAGUACUGCAUGGAAACACAAGACUUGCAAAUGAGUGUGAAUUUACCAAUAGCAAUUUUGAGUUGUGAUUUUUCUUUUUUUUGAAAAAAGAAUAAAAUUAUGUACAGUAAAGUCAUCUGAAUAUUAUAAUGUUCCCAGUAAGUACAAGAUUUUUUUCUAAAAACAAAUAAAUGGAUAUAAAAUUGGGUUAUUGUUAAACCCUCUGGUAUGGGAAGGUGAAGUCCAGAGUUAGCGCAUUAGGAUAAUGUGUUGUAAGAAAUGCAAGGGAGGAGGGAGGGAAAGGCAGUUGUAAACUUAUUUCUAAGUUUGCACUUUUCAUUAAAAAAAAUUAGAUUACAGGGUUGCCAUUUUUAGGUAUUAAAACGAUGUAUUGUGCUGUUGUUUUAAGUACUGUAUGUGAAUAGCAGUAAGAGGGUUACAGGCAAACCCUAUCUUGUUUGGAAAUGUAAAUAUUUUUAUUAUAAAGUAGAUCUGAUGUAUUUGUUGUAGAAACGGACCAGUGAAAUACAAAUAAAUUGAAGGGUUUGUAUAAUGUGGAAUCCCUAAUGCUCUAAAUAAAUGUUGUUGUCCUAUAA